GUAAAACUUUAAAUUCAGAAAUGGUAUCUCCCAUUGGGAGUUAGAAAAAGAAAAAGAAAAAAAUAGCCUGCAGUGCUUUAGAGUUUUGGCUUUCCACAGUCGCUUUUUGUCCUUCUUCCUCAACCUUUAUACCUCAAGAACUGAUGAACCAAACGGAUUGAUUGAAGAAGGGAGGGGGUGUCUAUAGUUAGUUUACCUAUCUAUCUCUUCAAUCUAAUGUUUCCUUCUUUAGACACCAGUGGCUAUGACCUCUUUGAUCCCUUCAAUCCCCAUCAAGCAACCAUGCUUCCUUUUUUCACUACUCCCAUACAAAGCCCUAGUUCUCACCAUCACUACCCUUUGUCUUCUUUUCCUUUCUCUUCAGAUUUUCUUGAUGAAUCUGUCCUGAUAAGCUCAUUCUUGUUAGCGCAGCAAGAUGCAGCAACACAUGUUGCUGAUUGUCCGAGAAAAUUAUGCAAAAAGCUUGAGGACAAGUGCGUUGGUGGAACCACCUUAGAAAAGGUUCCACGGAGAAGAACGGGAAAGAAAAGGGACAGGCAUAGUAAGAUCUGUACCGCUCAAGGUCCUAGAGACCGUAGGAUGAGACUGUCUCAACAGAUUGCUCGUAAAUUCUUCAAUCUUCAAGACAUGUUGGGCUUCGACAAGGCGAGCAAGACGAUCGAGUGGCUUAUCUCUCAAUCAAAGGCUUCCAUAAGAAAAGUGAAAGAAAGUGUAGAUGCAUCAGGAGGAGGAGAAGGAGACGAUGAGCAUCUUCAGGAUAAUGAAAAGGCAAAGGAGGAGACAAUGAAAGUCUCAAGGAGAAGAACAAAGACGGUGGAGAACUCUUGUAAGAAGAAAGAGUCAAGAGAGAAAGCUAGAGAACGAGCAAGAGAGAGAACAUUGACGAAGAUGAAGAUGAGAAUAUCAGGACUAAUUGAUACCUCAAAAAUAUUUUCAGAUCCUAUUCAAGAAUCACAAAAGAUUGAGUUAACCGGUGGUGCCCAAGUAGAAGGGAAAAGCCCAGAACAAGAAAGUAGUACAACUAAUGUGAACAUGGUUGAGUAUCAAAUGGAUUCUGUAAGAACUAUAGAGAAGUUUCUUGGACUAAACAGUGACGCUAGCUCUUCUUCCAUCUUUGGAGACUCCGAGGAAUCUUACGCAAGUCUAUCUCAAUUAGAGGUACUGCUUCAGAAGCAGGAAUGGUGAUACCAACGGAGCAUAACACAACUUCAACAGCAUGAGUAGAUGAGGAGAGAAACCGUAUUUCAUCUUCUUCCUAUGCGAUUAUCUCUGCUACUGAUCAUCAUGACAAUGCUCUAUUCUUAUGUGGUACUGGGAGUUUCUGUAUGCAUCAACAUAAGAAACUCAUAUAUAUGUAGACAUUUGUGUGUGUGGAGUUGGUCUGCUAAUUAGUUUGAAGCUCUUGAC
Molecule: messenger RNA, 1407 nt
Organism: Brassica oleracea var. oleracea
Lineage: Eukaryota; Viridiplantae; Streptophyta; Magnoliopsida; Brassicales; Brassicaceae
Product: transcription factor TCP12-like
Exons: 2
Coding region: 217-1185 (322 amino acids)
Biological process (GO): regulation of secondary shoot formation
Cellular component (GO): nucleus
Molecular function (GO): sequence-specific DNA binding; DNA-binding transcription factor activity
Source: RefSeq, a predicted model, not a curated record